GUUGUACCUUGGACCAUAUUGUACCUCGGACCGCUUCGAAUUCCCCUAUUUCCUCUUACAGUUUUCUUUCACCCAUAUCACCGAUGAGUUACAUACUUUUACACUACAGAUGUCGCCCAAAGUAAUUUGACAAGAAGGCGGGCUGUUCUAAGUUAUACCACGUUUGCAUAUUAUUGAGUGUCAAAGUAAAUAUUAAUCAAAUAAUAAUCUUUGAUCACCUGUGUUAUUUUGAAGGAUUGCUCAAAAAUGCCUCGAAGUCAAAGUGGAAAAAAGCGUGACAAAGUUGAUUCGGAACAAUUGACAAGAGCUGUACAAGAAUGCGUGAAUGAAGGUAUUGCCCUUCGGGAAGCAGUAAGGCGAUAUGGAGUAUCAAAAACCACGUUAAUUAGACACAUUCGUUCCUUCAAAAACUCAGGAGCGGACAGAUUUACGUACAGCGCAAAUAACAAUGUGAAGCAAGUAUUUUCGAAAAAUGAGGAGGAAGCACUGACAACUUAUUUAAUCACGGCUGCACGUCUUCAUUAUGGGUUAACCAAGGUUGAAGUAAGAAAAUUAGCCUACCAGUAUGCAUCAGCAAAGGAGAAGCGGUGUCCUGACACCUGGAAUGAGAAGAAAAUGGCGGGAAAGGAAUGGUUACGACAAUUUAUGAAACGGCACCCAAAUUUGUCUCUCCGAAAACCUGAAUCGACUAGUUUAGCGAGAUCCACGGCAUUUAAUCGAGUCAAUGUAACGACAUUUUUUGCAAAUUAUAAAAGUGUUUUGUCUAGAGGAACUUUUUCUGCAGAAAAUAUCUGGAACAUUGAUGAGACCGGCAUAACAACGGUACAUGUUCCGCCUAGAAUUAUUAGUCCCAAAGGAGUCAAACAAGUUGGACAGAUGACAAGUAGUGAGCGUGGCCAAAACGUUACUUUAAUUGCUGCCAUAAAUGCACUUUGGAAACGCGAUCCCACCAAUGCUGAUAUUUCCGCGGGUGCAUUUCAAGGCCAAUAUGCUUAAGGGCGGCCCAGUUGGCUCGAUUGGUGCAGCCAAUCCAUCAGGCUGGUCGAAUGUAGAUUUAUUUUAUAAGUUUAUGCAACAUUUUGCAAAUCACGUCAAGCCGAAUAUCGAGAAACCGACAAUUAUUCUAUUAGAUAACCAUGAUAGCCAUAUUAGCAUCUCGACGAUUGACUUUUGCAAAGCAAAUGGAAUUAUGUUAGUGACAUUCCAUCCCCACACAAGCCACAAGUUUCAACCGUUAGACAGGACAGUGUUUGGGCCCUUAAAAACAUACUAUAACAAAGCUUGUAGUGAAUGGAUGUUAAUGCACCCUGCUCAACCAAUCACGAUAUAUGACGUAGCGGAACUAAUUGGUAAAGCAUUCCCGCAGGCCUUUACGCCUUUAAAUAUUCAAAAGGGAUUCAAAGUAGCAGGUCUUUAUCCUUUUGACGAAAACAUUUUCCAAGACCACGAGUUCUUAGCCAGUUAUGUAACAGACCGUCCGUUAAUUGAGAAAUCUAAUUCCAGUAGUGAUGCAUUACCAUCCGCAAGUGUGGAUGGAUUACCAUCUACAAGUUCAGAUACAUUCUUAGUUUCCUGUACUUCAUCCGAACAAGAUCAGUCAGUCAUCACCCCUGAGACAUUGCGCCCAUUCCCUAAAGCACCUAUGCGAAAGAGAACUGGUGGUCGUCCAAAAGGCAAGUCGCGUAUUCUUACGGAUACACCAGAAAAAGAGGAAUUAGAACGAAAACGCGAUUUGAAGACUAUUAAAAAUGUUACCAAAAAUUUAUCAAAGAAAGAUCAGAAAGUUAAAGUCACGGUGAAAAAAAGAGCACUUGAUUCCUCCGAAAGUGAGUCAAUUCCUUCAUUAUCUUCUGGAGAGCAUGAAACUUGGGAGGACAUUAUCUCUGAAGAUAGAGAAUGGCUAGAAAUUGGUACUUUGCAACAGUUAAAUGAAGACUAUCAAUUUCAUAGAGGUGAUUUUGUACUGGUAAAAGUAUCAGGGAAAAAAACAAUAAAAUACUAUGUUGGUGAGAUCAUAAGCAUAGGCGAUGAAAAUGAACUUAGGUACCUGCGGCGAGUUAACAACACCGAUAAAUUUGUGAAUGAUUCUGCAGAGACAUACGACUUUUGUCCUACCGACUUAGUUUGUAAGCUACCGCAACCGAAAACCCUAAAAGGGACUGCUCGACAUAGCUCACUAUUAUAUUUUGAAGUUAAUUUUGACAAUUAUAAUGUUAGUUAAAGCCUAAAGUAUUUUUAGAAUGAUUGUGUGUAGAAUAUUAAAAUAAGUUUUAUUUCUCUCAUUACUUUCCUUUUUUGGACCAAGGUACAAUCGUUUGUGGACCAAGGUACAUGACGAGUUUGUACCUUGGACCGGUUUGUAUUACUCACUAAAUAGUGUGCUUGUGAGUUUUUAGUUUAAUAUUCCAUGUCCGAAUAUAAAAUAAAUU
Messenger RNA from Acanthoscelides obtectus, 2429 nucleotides. The record is from the annotation of a GenBank genome assembly. NCBI's taxonomy places the organism in Eukaryota, Metazoa, Arthropoda, Insecta, Coleoptera, Chrysomelidae.